Messenger RNA from Lottia gigantea (owl limpet), 1455 nucleotides. RefSeq lists its product as hypothetical. The record is from RefSeq and is a predicted model, not a curated record. Lineage: Eukaryota; Metazoa; Mollusca; Gastropoda; Lottiidae. Bases 1 to 1455 code for a protein of 484 amino acids. Gene Ontology annotation, molecular function: protein binding; promoter-specific chromatin binding. The transcript has 13 exons. Gene Ontology annotation, cellular component: nucleus.
AUGGCAGGUGUAUGUCAACAGGUGCUUGCUCUGGAUGCAAAAUAUAAUGCUUAUCGUACACCUAAUAAUCCUCAAUUUAGGACAUUAUAUAUUCGUAGAAGAAGUCAGUUAUUGAGAGAAAAUGCCAAGAAAGAGUCAGAUCCGUCAACCAGGAAAGAAUAUCUGAGGUUAAGAGCACAGUUACUCAACUCUAGAUAUGGAAGUCCAGCGUUUUCUGACCAGGGUAGAUCCUUUAGUCUAAGAAGUAUUAGUAGGAAUACAGCAGAGAGUUAUGAUUCUCUGGCACCAUUUGGUCCAAGUGAUGGAAGAUCUCGUCAUAGAAGACAUACCAGUAGUGGAUCAUUGAAACACCUGUAUGAAGGUCCAAUGAAGAGAGUGUAUGACAGUAUUGAGGUUGUACCUACAAGUGCAGCUGAGGCUAGUAGAGCAAUGGCAGGAGGUAAAACAGUCUCAGAAAAUUAUGCUUUUGCCGGCAUGCAUCAUAUAUUUGAUCAACAUUCAGCUGCAGUGACAAGUGUAAAGUUUGCCAAUGAUGAUAAAACAAGAGUAGCCUGUUCAUCAUUAGAUGGUACCCUCUCAAUCUGUCAAGUAAUCCCUCCACCAGCUACUGUUAUCUGUAUGUUAAAAGGUCAUAAGGCUGGAGUUACAGAUUUUGUAUGGUCUCUAUCUAAUGAUGUCCUGUUAUCUGGAAGUAAAGAUAGUACAGCUAGAUUAUGGGAUGUGGCUGCUGGAACGUGUAUGAGAGUUAUACAAGAUAGCAGUGGUGGAGAAAUCAACUGUUGCAUAUUUCAACCUCUUAAUAAUAACAUGUUUGUGAUUGGUAAUAGUAGAAGUAUGGUACAGAUGAUGAAUAUGUCUACAGGAAAGGGAUAUAAGGGUGGAAGUAGUAAAAUAAGUGGUCAAGUUUUAUCCAUGGCCUUUGAUUCUACUGGUCGUAUAUUGUGGGCUGGUGAUGAUCGAGGUUCUAUAUUCUCAUUCUUAGUAGACAUCGCUUCUGGUAAAUUAACUAAAGCUAGAAGAAUAGUGGUAUGUGAUGGACAAGCUAUUACCAGUAUAACAGCUAGAGCAUGGUUAAGUCGAGAAGCAAGAGAUCCAUUAUUAUUAGUUAAUUGUUGUUUAAAUUCACUUUGUUUAUUCAAGAUUGUUGGAGAUGACGGUGCAUUACAACUAAAAAAGACUUUCCCUAUAAAACAGAAAUCAUCUCAUAUUAAAAGUAUAUUUUGUCCAUUGAUGUCAUUUAGAAUGGGAGCCUGUGUCAUAUCAGGAAGUGAAGAUAUGUGUGUUUAUUUUUUCGAUGUAACAAAAGACAGUAAAACCUGUGUCAAUAAAUUAUUAGGACAUUCAGCACCUGUAUUAGAUGUCUGUUUUAAUUGUGAUGAAAGUUUAUUAGCUUCCUGUGAUGAACAAGGAAUGGUUAUAAUUUGGAAGCGAGAGGGAAAACAAGCACAGUUAUAA